Molecule: messenger RNA, 1654 nt
Organism: Megachile rotundata (alfalfa leafcutting bee)
Lineage: Eukaryota; Metazoa; Arthropoda; Insecta; Hymenoptera; Megachilidae
Biological process (GO): proteolysis
Molecular function (GO): nucleic acid binding; aspartic-type endopeptidase activity; zinc ion binding
Source: RefSeq, a predicted model, not a curated record
AAAAAAAAUCUCAUCAUGCCGAACACCGCCUCAUUCUCCGACCUCCUACGUGAACAGGAAGAACUCGCCGGCUGGAUCCAGCGGUUCUGGAGCAACCUUUGCAAACUGGGGAAGGAUAAAAUAACUCGCGCCGUAUUGGAGCAGCGAAUGGGUCUCCUUGACCGCUACUGGAGCUCCUUCUUUUCCGGGCAUCGAGCUUUGAUGCGAUGCAAAGAAGCCGCAGCAAGUUCUUAUGUACAACAAGAUGUUUUUACCACGAUAGAGGAGGCCUAUUUAAACACGUCGGCAAUGAUAGCGCAGCAGCUCGCGGAUCGAACUCCUUCGCUACGCUCUGAGGUCGAGCAGAUUGCAGCGCAGCCACAGCUGCCAAAAAUUGAUCUUCCGACCUUCUCCGGUGACCCCCUACAGUGGGAAAGCUUCCGCGACUUAUUUAAGAGCCUGGUACAUGACGUACCCCACUUAUCGGAUGUUAAAAAACUCCUCUAUCUGAAGUCAAGUUUGACCGGAAGUGCGGCGGAAGUGAUUCAAAAUACCCCCAUUACGGAGGCUGGUUACCGUGGAGCUUGGGAGGAUUUAGAGAUACGAUACGGAAAUUUACGCUUAUUAUCAUUUUCGCAUCAUCGUGCUCUCCUCGCCUGCCCACCUGCAAAACAACAAUCGGCUUCGGAAUUAAAACGACUGCUCGAUACAUUUCGACAAACGAUUCGAGCAUAUACUACCUUGAAGAAACCAGUCACAGCCUGGGAUGAAUGGUUCGUCUACCUAUUAACCCAAAAAUUGGACAAAGUUACUCACCUGGCCUGGGAAACUUCCUUGGUGAAUUCUAGGGAGAUACCAUCAUUCUAUGAGCUGUCUAAGUUCCUGGAAAACCGCAUCCAGGCGUUGGAUGCCGCUCAGAUGACAGACCCUGCUGCUCAGGCUACUCCCAGCAACGACGGCAAGUCUAAAAUUAAAGGGGGUACCGCCGUUAAGAAGUCUGCAUCGACUUUCCACACAACGAAAAAUACGGCUUCCCGGAAAUGCCCCUCUUGUUCUGGCAAUCAUGGACUAGGAUAUUGUACAAAGUUUAAAACAUUAUCUCCGGCCAAACGCAAGGGACGCGCAGAAGAACUGGGUGUUUGCUACAACUGCCUGAACACUGGACACGAGCAGCAGAAGUGUCCUUCCUCGCAGAAAUGCUUGGCCUGCAGUCGACGACACCACACUCUGCUGCAUGAUGCAAUGACAUCGAGCCCGUCUCCAACAAAGAUGGUACAAAAGGCAUCAACGUCUGGUGACACCGCUGGCUUAUCUUCCGAUCAAGGUCCUUCAACUGCAAACGCUCUUGCCCUAACGGUGUCUCGCUCAGUUGCACUGUUAGCUACAGCCCGUGUCAAGUUGGAGGCGCCGUCUGGAGAAAUGAUCGAAGUCCGAGCUCUCCUGGACACUGGGUCGGAUUCAUCCUUCGUGACCUCCUGGGUUGCCCAAGCCCUGCGCUUGCCACGGCGGGCGGUACGGGUCGCAAUUUCGGGAGUCCAGGAACAGGAAAGUGGAGUUGCAACCCGUGAAGUGAACUUUGUCGUCCGUUCCCGUCAUUCCGAAGACUUCCGGCUGUCCGUUCGAGCUCUAGUGCUAAGGAAGCUCACUUCUUUGUUGCCGACACACCAAGUCAAAG